AUGUCAACUACAAGGGGCUUCACACACACACACACACACACACACACACACACACACACACACGCACACACACACACACACACACACACACACACACACACACACACACACACACACACACACACACACAAUCAUUUGCGAUGCCUCUAUCAUCAUCAUCAUCAUCAUCAUCAUCAUUUGGACAGUGGCAGCAACAUGGAGUCUGUCAUCAAUGGAAGUGUGCUGAUCGUUCACCAGCUCCAACAGGGGAAGCACCAGUACCAAGUGGAAAAUGUGGUCCAGUACCAAAAAUCAAGCAGCGCAAAACCAAUGAUAAGCCGAGGAGACAAGCUGGUGCAGAUUAAUGGCAGCGACCUGCAGGAUUUCACCCCUGAAGCCUUGGCUCAGACCAUCGCUGAGGGCCGUCCCAUGUUGACGGUGCACAAGGCGGGCGCUCAGAAGCCGCUCCACUGCUCAGAGGAGGACGUUCUUCAUCCCGUCUCCAAGGAACAGACUGUGCUGCAGUUCAGCAUGCGGAUGUUGCGAGAAGAAGAUGCGCACGGAGGCGAAGGAGGCGGCGGAUGUCCAGUUGGCGACGACGACAAGCGAGGCGGCGACCUUCUGGUGGUCUCCAUGACCAAAACCAGCAUCUCGGUGAUCAGAGGGCGGGGCUGUGAGGCUGGCAGCGCCUGUAAGGGAUGUCACGGCACAGGAUGCACCCUCAACGACGUGGUCAUGGUGUCAGAGUCCAGCACCGUCACACUCGUUUCAAGAGGAAGCGGAACCUUAAAGCAGCAGAUGACUUUGGACACGCCCAUCGAACACGUGGCCUCACACAAAUACCUGCGCGGGAUUUGCUCCCAGAAGACUCUUUAUGCAUCAGCAAAUCCAGCGCUGCUGUCCUCAGAGAAAAUGACUAUCUACUACUACAAGUCCACCUGUCCUGAGCCCAAGUAUCCCGUGGUGUUGAACUUCACAGGCACCGACUGCUUCCUCAGGUGCGCCAAGAAAGGCGAGCAGGUGCUCCUGCAGGUGGAGGCGUGUGAGAAGCGGAAACUGAAAAGCAUCUCGCUGAAGGACGACAUCAUCAUGUCUUACGUCUUCUACAUGAAGAGUGACGUCACCAAGCAGCGGCAGUUUGAGUCUGCUGUCUACCCGGGUUGGUUCAUCCAGGUGUGCUCCUCAGACGCCGUGCAGGUGGCACAGCUGCCAGAGCGGCCGCAGCCUGAGCCCUUCCUCUUCAUCAUCCAGACCUAGACCUCACUGCAGACACACCCAGGUGCCUUGUCAAGUGCAAAAAGAAGUGAAGCCCAGUAUGUGCUGACAUUAUUACCACUGCUGUAUGUUUCUGGACAAAUAGAAGUUGUAUGGUCAUCAAACAGAGUGGCACCUCCAUUUAUGAACCCACUUGGUUCGUCAACACGGCUCAUG
Messenger RNA from Nerophis lumbriciformis (worm pipefish), 1410 nucleotides. The record is from RefSeq and is a predicted model, not a curated record. Lineage: Eukaryota; Metazoa; Chordata; Actinopteri; Syngnathiformes; Syngnathidae.